AUGACGAAGGCGAUUUCGUACGGAUUUAUUUUACUUUCCACAAUCGUCGUGGGUUGCCUCUGCAACGAAACGGUGUCUAAUAAUAAUUACCGUUUACCAGCCACGAUACGCCCCGAACAUUAUCAUCUCAAAAUAAUAACAUUUUUGGAUAAUCCUAGAAAUUUAAUAUUUCAAGGUCAAGUUGAGAUAAGCUUUCACGUUUUAGAAGAUACCGAAAAUAUAACUUUGCAUGCCCACUAUCUGGCUAUCAAUGAAUCCAAUAUCGAAUUAAAAUCUAAGGGUGUCGACGAUUUUCAAAUGUGCUUAGAUGGUGUAGAGAGAGUUGAGGAAAAUGAUUUCUUCAUUUUGUUGUUGUGUCAAAGACUUCAAAAGGGAAAGGACUACGAAUUACAUUUGGACUUUGCUGGAAAUUUGAGUGAAACCCUUUUUGGUUAUUAUCGCAGUUCGUAUAAGGAUGUGAAAACAAAUAUUACAAAAUGGUUAUCGGUUACGAAAUUUGAACCUGUCUAUGCCAGAUCUGCAUUUCCCUGCCUAGAUGAACCAAUUUAUAAAGCAAAUUUCACAAUUUGGUUGGGUCAUCACAAAUCCCUGAAUGCUCUCAGCAAUAUGCCAUUGGAGAAGCAAAUGCCGUUGGAAAAUAUUCCAGAUUUCGUUUGGAGUAUAUUUGAGGAGUCACCACCCAUGUCCACAUAUUUGGUGGCAUAUAGUAUAAAUGAUUUCAUAUAUAAAGAAUCUGAAGCCUCAAAUGUUUUACUGCGGACUUGGACUAGACCCAACGGUCUUGAUCAAACGAAUUAUGCUGCUGAAAUGACAGCUAAGGUUUUGAGAUACUACGAAAGCUUGCUGGGACCAUUUCCCCUUAAAAAAUUAGAUCAAAUAGCCAUACCCGAUUUCUAUAAGGGCGGUAUGGAAAAUUGGGGGCUGAUAACCUAUCGCGAAACUGCUAUACUCCAUCAACCAAAUUCCACUGCUGGUUGGAAUAAAUAUGAUACCGCCCGACUUAUAUCCCAUGAAGUGGCUCAUCAAUGGUUUGGAGAUUUGGUCACAAUGAAAUGGUGGAAUGAUUUGUGGCUAAAUGAAGGAUUUGCCACAUACAUGGCCAUUUGGGGUGUACAACAUCUACAUCCCGAAUUUGAAGCUUACGAAAUGGAUUCGUUGCUAUUUUUAAUUUCGACCUUUGAAAGGGAUGGCAGACUGGAUAGCCACCCACUAUCGGCAGAAAUAUUAAAUAUCACUCAAAUUAGAAGUCAUUUCGAUAGCAUAUCCUAUAGGAAAGGAUCUUCAAUAUUAAGAAUGUUGCAUAUGCUGGUGGGCCAUGAGGCAUUCUUUGAGGCGGUGCGUAAUUAUUUGUCGAAAUAUCAAUUUCGAAAUGCAGAGCAAAACGAUUUGUGGCUGAAAUUCAAUGAAAUUGGUCAUAAAUAUAAACGCCUUGAAUCGCACUAUGACAUAAAAACCAUUAUGGAUACUUGGACUAAACAAACGGGAUUUCCAUUGAUAAAAAUAAAACGUAACAUGGAAACGGGCUGUGUGGAAAUGACACAGCAAAGAUACUUAGACAUCGUUACAACUCCCAUGGAGUCAGAUUCAAGAUGUUGGUGGGUUCCCCUGAGUUUUACUACCUCUUCGGAAAUGAAUUUUAAUGCUACGGAACCUAGAAUUUGGUUGGAAUGUGACGAAUCGGAUAAAACAAUUCCUCUCGAACUGUGUAAUGUAACCGGAAGCCAUGAGUGGAUAAUACUCAAUAUACAAUUGUCGGGAAUCUAUAGAGUAAUGUAUGACCCCAUUAGUUGGCAAUUGAUUGGCGAAGUUCUGAAGAGUCAAGAUUUCGAAAAGAUUCACAUCCUUAAUCGUGGUCAUAUCAUAAAUGAUGUUCUAUCGCUAGCAUGGAACGGUUAUCAACAUUACGACAUAGCAUUGGAUAUUAUGGAAUAUUUACACCAGGAACGUGAAUAUUUACCAUGGAGUUUGGUGAUUCGCAGUCUCACCGAUCUCAGUUCUAUUUUGGAACAAUUUCCACAUCACUAUGAGUUAUUUAGAAAAUUUCUGCGGUAUAUAAUUUCACCAAUUUACCAUUAUUUGGGCGGUAUGGAUAUCUCGAAUGACGUUAAUAUUACAAAACCUUUUCAAAAUCGUCUUAAAUAUCGUGCAACACAAUGGGCCUGCCGUGCCAAUUUGGACAAUUGUAUUCAAGCAGCCAUGUCAUAUUUCCAAAAAUGGAAAUUAUACCAAAACCCCGAUGAUGGCAGUGAAAUAAAUCUGAUGCCGCCACAUUUAAGGGAAACCAUAUACUGCACAUCCAUACGCCAUGGCUCAAAGGGAGAUUGGUUAUUUUUAUGGCAACGUUUUGUGCAAUCGCAAGAUUACGAUCUACUAGACGCUCUCGCAUGUUCCACCAAUGUCGAAAUAAUCAACAAUUAUCUGAAUUUAAUUUUCGAUCCCGACAAUCAAAUAUCCAAUCAUUCAGUUUUAAAUGCCUUUAAGGCAAUAGCGGAAAGUGAAAACCAUUCUCAAUUGGCACGAAAAUAUUUCAUUGACAAUUCGGAACGGCUAUGUCGUGAAUAUGAUGUUGGCGAAUUGGUUAGGUCAUUGGUGACGCGUAUUUUUACCCGAGAAGAGGAGAAACAAUUAACGGAUAGUGAUCCUAAAUCCAAGAUUUAG
Musca vetustissima is the source of this 2658-nucleotide messenger RNA. RefSeq names its product aminopeptidase N-like. Gene Ontology annotation, biological process: peptide catabolic process; proteolysis. Gene Ontology annotation, molecular function: zinc ion binding; peptide binding; metalloaminopeptidase activity. The record is from RefSeq and is a predicted model, not a curated record. The coding region runs from base 1 to 2658 and encodes 885 amino acids. NCBI's taxonomy places the organism in Eukaryota, Metazoa, Arthropoda, Insecta, Diptera, Muscidae. Gene Ontology annotation, cellular component: cytoplasm. The transcript has 2 exons.